GAAACUUGCUCUCUUCCCCACCCCUCUAUAUAAAUCUCUCCACCCCUCUCUUUCCCUCCUCGUGCACCUUCCCUUGCUCCUUCUCACUUCACACCACCUCACCCCACUUUCUACUCCUCCCCUUCUUCUAUCUAUCUUAUUUUUCUCAUAAAAUGGAGGAAAGUUUGUUAUCAAAGAGGCCAAGAGAAGAGCCUCUAAAUAAGGAAGAUUUACUUGAUUGUGAUGAAUUAGAGUCCUCAAAGAGGCACAAGCCAUACAACCACAUACUCUCUCUUCUUGAAUCGGAGGAAGAAGACUCCACUCAAGACCUCUCUCCUAUCAUCACAGCCCUCCAACAAGAAAUCACCAAUUUUCCCUCUGAUUCGGACACCCUUUCGAGCCAACACAAUAAUCUCACCACCGCCAAUAAUAAUAAUUUAGAGGAUUAUUAUUGUUCAUCCUCCACCACUCAAUAUUCUAGUGACAUGGUUGAGGAACAUGGCAAAGAGGGAGUCAUGAGACACCUUCUUGAAGCUUCGGAUGAUGAACUCGGGAUUCCAAAUAUAGGGGAUGGAUCAAAUGAUUUUGGUGAAGAUGGGUUUAACGGUGGUGGAGACAUGCUUUCUUCUAUUUGUGAUGGUUUGUGGCAGCUUGAAGAUGAAGCUGCAAACUACUAUGAUCUCUUGCGCUCUCAACUCUUUCUCUAGUUUCUUUGGCCUCCUUUAGGUGUUAGGGGAUACAGAUUAGUGAAAAACCAUAGUUUUUCUUGCGUUCAAGAUGAAAUCCAAGAAGAAAAAUGGAAGCAUUAAUUUUCUCUUUCUUCUUCUUCUUUUUUUUUUUUUUUAUUAUUAUUAUUAUUAUUAUUAUUAUUAUUAUUAUUUUGUAAAUUAAGAUCAUGGGCGAUGCUUAUGUGGCGGAUAGUUAGGGGUCAAUCUGUAGAAAAAAAAAGGUAUAUCUUAUAUUUACAUUAAACAAAGUAAUUAGCAAGUUAUUUAUCAACGUCAUAUGUUAAUUUAUCUUAUCUUGA
Messenger RNA from Cajanus cajan (pigeon pea), 1006 nucleotides. NCBI's taxonomy places the organism in Eukaryota, Viridiplantae, Streptophyta, Magnoliopsida, Fabales, Fabaceae. The record is from RefSeq and is a predicted model, not a curated record.